AUGCGUAUCGCAUUUGCAGUAUUUUUUCUAUUAAUUGCACAUGUUGCUAGUUAUCCAUCAUUACGUGAAGUUGCAACAAAUGAUGAAGAAAAUGAGAAUGAUUUACAAUUAGAACUUCGUUCGAUUUUAAAUUAUCUUGAUAAUGAACAAAUGGAACGAUCUGUUCGAUCAAAUGAAGAUAAACAAGAAGACGAUUCUGAUCAAAAUCAACGUGCGAUGAACAAACGACAAGGUGGUUAUAAUGUAAUUAAUCAAGAUCUUAAAUGUGAAAUCGAAUGUGUUGAUAAAUUACGAAAUCCCGAAAAAGGUCAAGGAAUGUCAAUUAAAAAUGCAGCUAAAGCUUGUAAAAACAUUUGCGUAACCUCAAGCAAAAAACGUGAACAGAAAAAUAGCAUUGUACAACAAAAGCAACUCCGAGAAUUUUCUAAUUAUCUUAUGAAACAAAUGCAACUUAAUGACAAUGAAUAA
Rotaria sordida is the source of this 468-nucleotide messenger RNA. The record is from the annotation of a GenBank genome assembly. Lineage: Eukaryota; Metazoa; Rotifera; Eurotatoria; Philodinida; Philodinidae.